GUGACGUAGCCAAACGUGCCUGUUCUGGUUCGGGUCACUUUGCUGAAAAUACUGAACUCAUUUUGGACACUUGCCCAUGCCGCUGUUCUCUGCAGAGCCGCGGUGUUAUGUGCGGUACUUUAACUAACGGUUUCAGGCGGUGUGUGUUACCCUGACAAACCAGCGGUGGGCAGGACCUCACCCUGAAAAUGAGGUAAUUUUGUGCCUUUUGUUCACCCCAUCCGCUCACACCCCAACAGCCACCGGCCUAGCCCUCCGCGGGGGGCUGCGUUCGAGGCCCCGGGCCGGGCUGAGCUGAGCCCCAGGUGCGUGGGUAACGGCCAGGGGAGGCUGUUUCGCCCCAGCUGUGUGGGUAACGCCCGGGGAGAUGGUUCUAGAUGUUUCCAGCUGGUUCCAGGGGGCCGGGCUGACCCGCCCGGGGGUUUCCGUUGGUGGAGGCGCGCGCCGCUCGCGCUCAACGGCCGCCGCGUGCUCCGGGAGCGCAGUGACCGCCCAGGUCCCGAGCCCGACCGCCGGGCCGGAGGGGACGCAGCCCGGCCCAGCCCAGCCCCGACCGCCGGGCCGGAGGGGACGCAGCCCGGCCCAGCCCAGCCCCGACCGCCGGGCCGGAGGGGACGCAGCCCGGCCCAGCCCAGCCCCGACCGCCGGGCCGGAGGGGACGCAGCCCGGCCCGGCAGGACCGUGGGAAUCGACGCCCCGCGGCCGGAGGGGACAGCGCGGAGGAGCGGCCGGUCCGCACCGCCGGCAGCACCAAGUCCAUAACGAAGCUGGUUCGUAUCCAGACCUGUGGUUGCCUGUGGGGCUGGGACCCUUGGCUGCUCCCCAAAUCCCCAUGGCCAGCAUCACCAUCUGCAGAGACACCCAGGAGCCCUGCGUGGGCUCAGUAACAGCUUCACGAGAAGGUGUCUCUGGGAGUGCCCAGGGAGAGGCAGCAGAUGCCCCUGCCCGGCAAAGGACCCCCUGGAUCUACAGCAAGUGGUGCUGGGUGCAGCGCCGUGCAGCAGAGCAACCAUGCAGCAGAGCGACCGUGCAGCAGUGCCUGUGCAUCACCGCGAGCAGAGCGACCGUGCAGCAGUGCCUGUGCAUCACAGCGAGCAGAGCGACCGUGCAGCAGUGCCUGUGCAGCCCUCAUGCCGCAGAGCAACCAUACAGCAGAGCCCAUGCAUCGCCACAAGCAGAGCAACUGUGCAGCAGUGCCUGUGCAUCAUCAUGCAGCCGAGCAACCGUGCUUGUGCAGCCAGCACCAUGCAGCAGAGCCCAUGCAGCACCACACAGCGCCAUGCAGCAGAGCAGCCUGGGCUGUGCAGCACCAUGCAGAAGAGCAGCAGAGCCUGUGCAUCAUCACACAGCAGAACAGCAUGGACUGUACAGCACCAUGCAGCAGAGCAACUGUGCUUGUGCAGCCAGUGCCAUGCAGCAGAGCCCAUGCAGCACCCCGCAGCGAGCAGCCCGGUCUGAGCAGCACUGUCCCCAGGCUGCCCUGCCCAGCAGAAACCCAGGUCCUGCAUCCUUUGGCCAAACGCUCUUCCCGGCCGACACUGGCUGUGUGCUUGACAGCUCCUGUGAACGCGGCAUCACCGUCUGGCUUUGACACCAUCACCAUUCUGCCUCUGGAGUUGCUUCACUGUGAAAUGGCUUCACAGUAUUCAAAGUGAAGAGAAAUUGAUGGCUUGUCCCAGUGGACAGUAUAAAUUCUGUGCAGCGGUAUAAAUCAACCCCAUGACCAUCAGAUCGGCAGCCCUGGCAGCCUGUGUCCCCAUCCUGCCCGCUCUGCACACAGCCGCUCCACGGGCAGCCCGGGGACACUGGGCACCGAGCUGGUGGCCCAGCCAGGUUGUCACCGGGCUGAGAUCCGAAAUUUGCUGCGUGUCAGCGGUGCAAGGGGUUAUUGUGGGAACCGUGUUACCCUCAUAGCUGUAAAACCCCAUUUUGAAGAGAUGAGUUGUUCACCACCACAUCUCAUUCCUGUCGCCCCAGUGCUGUGUGUGCGGGAGGGUGCGUGGGGGCAUUUGCUGCAGCGGGGACAGGGCUGGGGCUGCAGAAGAGCUCACAUCAGUUUGUUCUGCGCAGCCGCGGCGGCGCUGGUGGGUCAGACCCGCAGCACCGCGACCCCGCUCCUCCCGGCACCUUCCUCACCCCGUUAGCUGAGAAUGGCUGUUCUGAGUAAGUCAGUGCAUUGGAAAUCUUUGAUCUGUACCUCUAGACUGGCGGGAAAUUUGUCUCAAACCUGGAGGCUAUCUGAAAUCAAUAAUAUCAUCAGCUUCACCCGCAUUUACAAAGAUAAUAUUUCCAUAAUGUCGCCUGAUUUGGAGGGGAAGAAGAAAGGCUGUGCAGUACAAAAAGUCAUAAAAAGCAUUGUAGUGAAGCAGCAUUAACUGUUAGAAAACUUUUCCAAGACCAUUAAUUGAACUUUGUUACAAGAUUUAAAUGAGAUAUUGAAAAUCAAACGCUGGGGCCUGGCUUUGAUUGCCUGUUCUCCGAUAGAGCAUAAUCUCAGAGACGCAGUUUCUAUUUUCAUCUGUAAAGAAGGAUCCAGCAGCCCUGGGGAACCGGUGUCACCUGUUUGCUGCUCCCGACAUCCACAUCGCGUUGGGAGCCAUUUCUCUUUGUGUUCUCCGCCGAGCUCCCGUGUGCCAGGGCACGUUGGGAGCAUUUGUUGUCGGUAGUUAAAUCCUGUUCUGUGGUGCUGCUAAAAGCAAAUCUUAAUAGAAGUAUCGCUAGGAGCGUCUCAGAACUCUUGCUCGUGCUGCUCCGGUUCAGCAGCAGCUCCUCCCAGCAGCUCCCAGUCCUCCCCAUGGGCUUGGGGUCAGAAGAGCCCAGAGUAGGGCACAAAAAGUAAAGCUGAGCCUCAGUUCUGUGCUAAUUUUACCCAUCUCCGAGCUAAGGAUAGUGAGGUUUUACUGUAUAACAGGCCCUUUAUCAGCAAAACAACUUCCUUCUGCGUAUGUUGUCCCCCACUGGUAACAGCAGAUGCAUGUUUGUAGAUACACUGUAGAUACCAUGUUUGAAGCAACUGAAACUCUACUUUUAUAUUGUGAAAUAGCAGCAGGAAAGGGGCAAUCACAGCCUUAACUUCUUUUAUUAUUAUUAUUAUUAUUAUGUAUUUAGUGAUGAGUGUUAGUGUUUGACAAGAGGUGGGGAAGGAUCUUUCUUGUUUGCACCCCCAGGCACUGUGUUCUGGGUGCUGUUUGUCCCGUGGUUUGGUCAGGGCUGCCCACAGGGCCUUAAAACACUGGCCUUUAAUACUGCACGUAGAUAACGUGGUCCCUCAGUCAUUGUUUCCGUUUUAAAUUUUCAUAAAGUGCUGAAUAUUUGAUGCAGACAAAGCCGGUCCUCACUGCGCUUCCCGUGCCUGUGGGCAAAUGGCUUGUUUGGGGGUCCCGGGGAUGCUUGUAGCUCUGCAUUAGUGUUCAUUUGAAAAGACAUGCACCUGCAGAUGCACUUAAUCCUGUUUUUUAAGUGUUGUAGAAGAAACUCCCAGUAUUGGGAACAAGUGGUUCAUGGUAGAGGAGGUUUAAUGCCACUCAGUAGAAGUGAAUUUUUGAUGGUGCAACAGUCUGAUAAUGGCCGUAAUGUCUCAACGGACAAGUAAACAACGCUGGAGAAAUUAAAAUAAUUCAGUGUAUUAAUACUGCAGGUUGAGCAGUAAACAGGACACGUACUCAUGAAAAACAGGGCAUUUUGGGUCUGAAGGGUGUUAGCUCUGUCCUUUGGAGGGGUGCGCAGCCGUUUGGCAGCACCGCUCCAGGAGGGGACCCGGCAGGCCCGGCGCAAUCUCCAUCUGUUUGCUCUUCCCACCAAAGCUGGUUCCACACCAUGGCCGUACCCAUCGCCCUCACGUGUGUUGGCGUCACCCAUGGCCUGAGAACAGGCGGCUGCGAGUCCCGGUUGGUACCGAGGCACCAAAACACCCUGGGGAGAUGGGCUCUCCAUUUGUGGGGCAAAUGCACCGUUUCCCAUUGACUUCUCAAAAUCCACUAUCCUGGCGUGAAUCACAUCCAUGCAGAAUGGGAACAUCUGACCCAAACUGAAACACAGAAGCCCCAGCGGGAUGAGAACAGUAGACUGGGAGGUGAAGCGCUGCGUGUGUUGGAAAGGGCAGCUGCACAGAUGGCGGGGGAGGCAAAACGUGUCCGAAUCUGACAGUUUGGACAUCAGUGAUAUUAGGGAUAUUUACACCUGGUGAAUGCUUAAAGAGAGCGGCUGUGAUGAUAGAUCUGUGUCCUCAACGGCUGAUCCCUUUUCUUUUCUUUUUGGUGGGAGGAUGUGUUUACAGAGAACUGCCAAACCUGAAUCGCUUGGUACUGGAGAGCUGCAGCUUCCGUUCCAAGGGGGUUGAUUUGCCUACCUCACUAGUUUUAAAACAGUUCCUAGUAGUUUGGGGAUUUCUUGGGAUUUUUUGAGAUGCAGAAUGUUAUGAUUUAUUUUUACUGGCAUUGCUGUUUCAUCACACUAUGUUUGAAUAUAGAGAGUGGAAAAGCUGUUGCACAGACUGGUGAAGAUUCAAAAUGCGAUGGUUCCUCAGGCCUGAGAGCGUGAGAGGGUUGUUGUGUGUGCGCAGAAGUGCCGGUGCGUGUGCCUGCACCCCCGGUUUGGGACGCUGUUGUGGGGGACACGGGGGUCCCCGCCAGCACCAGCCUCUGGAGAUGGUUGUUCCCGGGGCAGGGGCUGAUCCCUCGCUGGAUCCUGCAGGUCGCGCUUCAGGGAACGAUAUAAAGUUCUAAUUCUCUUGCUGCCAUACGCCGUCGGUAACUCUGUGAAUAAUUAGGAUGAUCCAGCGCAUUGCUGUACAUCCAAGGCUGUCGGAUGAGGGUCUGUUUGCAGAGUUUGUUCUUUUAAAAGCUGUGUAUCGUAUCUGUCCACGUGAAACAGCCUGGAACGUACCUACCCCUGCAGGAGCCUUGGAGUGACCAAAGUAAUCCGGUCACGGCAAAAGAUUUUACUGUGAAAUUGCGUUAGAUCCGCGAAGGAUCAGGGUGUUUAUCAGCGGCUGCGUGUUAUCUCUUCCUCUGUACAGCUGAACCCCAGGAGCUGCAAACCGUUCUCUCUCAGGCUUUCAGUGGCCUCUGGGCAUCGACUGCAUGGAGAACAGGGAAUAAAAGCGAACCCCAGACAGCGAGGCGAAGGGCGACCCCACGUUCAGCCCGUCCGCCGCACACAGAGCCGAGCCCAGCGCUGCGCACACACUCGGUCGGUCUUUUCUUCUCGUUAAUUAAGUGCUUGUCUGAAUACUAAUCCCUAUUCAUUACUUACCAGUAUGGCCGUAAUCUUAACUCCUGGGUCUGGAAGAUGAAAAUGCCCAGGAAGCAGCCUGCACCACUGCAGAUGCAAGUGGGACCUGCGUUACUUUGUAAGUGUAAUAUGAUUGAAAAGAUUGGUCUUCCCCUGUGAUUAAUAAUAGAUCAGGCCUCUCGUGGUUCCUACUUCAGGUUUUAAUUUUAAACAAGCUGUUGAAAUGCAGUCUGUGUGCAGGAAGGGCUUCACAACAGCCUUUGUUUGGAUUGAAAACAGAAGUUUGUGCUGUCUUGGAAAUGGAAAACCAGAGAGCUCUGUAAAAAUUCAGCCUCCUGUGAUAACAUACGGUCGCUUUCUGGAUUUGUUGAACAAGGAAGUUUGUGCGCAGUCAGACAGUGCAUCUUAACAGUCGUACAGAGAUGGAGAACAGGAUGUAUAUGAGCAAUGGCUGUUGGUCAAGGUGUUUCUAUGACAACUGAUACAAUUUCCUUUCAGUGAUGGAUUACAGAGGAGAGCUCCGGGAGGUGCGAGGUGAUGCAGUUGGGGGCACAGAGCCUUCCUCCGAGUUACUGGGCAGUUCUGGUUCUGCCUUUGAGCAGCACUGCGGUGGAGCCCCUGGGGCUGGUGGCGCCGGGGGCGGUUUGUGCAGCCGGCAGCUCAGUUCAGUCCAUCUGACCCCGUUUCUCACGUCCUUUCCUCCCCGCGCUCCCAGCUCUGUGUUCCUGCCCCAUCAUCCCGUGUUCCAGCCGGCAGGAGAGCAGCUUCGCGCAACCCGCGUCGUGUAUACAUUCUUAGUUGUCUGGGUUUUUCUGAAGCUCUUGUGCUCCGGUUUCCUCCCAGGAGGUCGCAAAGAUGAGGCUGAAGUCCCGUUGGUAAGUCCCCCGGUGUCACUGUACCUGUUGAGAACGUCACAGCCUGGACGCCACGGCCGAGCUGGAGCUGUGACACUCGUGUGGUUCGCUGCUGUGCUGCAGUGGUGGUUUUCCAGCCUGCACACCAGAGAUGAAACUGAGAAGUGUGUUUAGGACAAGGAAUGCCUUUGGAGUGGGAAUUAGUGUUGGGAUCAGCUCCACAAAAUCAACGGGUGGAAGGACGUGUGUGGCGGUUCGGAGCCGUGCGCGUCGCUGAGUGUGCCAGAACCCCCGGCGCCGCGGGAGGAGGGGGGAGCGUCGUCUUUCCUGGUGAUAGAACCAUGGGCUGGCAGGGCCCUGCGGACCCGCGCUUUGAGGAAGGCUUCUACCGACACUGGAGGCCAGCAGCAGCGUCGGGAGGGAAGAAUGAAAAAGAAACUCUUUGCUUACCAACAGUUUUGAUGCAUCUUUGUGAGCAGGGACUGAACCUGGCACUUGGGAGCUGAAACUGCCAACACCUGCCAGAGGUAAAGAGUAAAACCUGACAGGACGGUGGCAGCAAAGGGCUCCAGCUCCGAGCGGUGUCACCGGGGGAGCGGGACGUGCGUGGGUGUCCCCGCAGGCUCCGGACCGGCCAUGGGAAGCGCUGCCGAGCUCUGCUUUCCCAACAGACACGUCUGCCCUGCUGUCCCCCCGUGCCGUGACGGAGCCGUGGAGGCCAGAGGACCCAUCUGCAAACCCUGAGCGAGGACAGUGUCACAGGCAGGAAUUUCUGAGGUUAGCACUCCAGAUUUUUGUCUCCAUGGGUGUCAGGGAGCAGGACGCAGUGUCCUCUGCCACAGGGCUCUGCUGUUCUCCUGCCGCUCUGGGACUUGGGAUCCCUCUGUGACUCCUUCCAGAAGCGCAUCAUCUCCCUGCAGCUGCCAAAGGGGGUGAGAUGAUACUUCCCUUUCUCCUCUUUCUUUUCCAAUUUUAACACUUCUUAACAAAACCAGGGCUCAGAUACACCUUGUAAUGCAUGUGCUUUUUUUUUUUGUCCCGUUUUUAUGGAGCGUGCCUGGGGCAGCGCCCUCAGGUACCGCGCUCGGGAGCCGCGGGCUCGCCCCAGCCUGGUGAAGCUGCUCUUUGAUGAUGGAGCGGCAGCGAGACCCAGGAGCGCCGGCCAAGGGACUUGGACUUGGGAAGAGCUGAUGCUGCCGUGAGCGGAACAGUCCCCGUGCUCCACCUCCUCGGGGAUGUCCAGACGGAAGGUACAACACAACACUGACAGGGACUGAACCCAGUGUCAUCCGACAGGUGUGUGCUCAAUGGGUAAUAGAUGAAGACAUUGUGAAAACAGCACUAAUGCUGCACCGAUGGUAAGCACAUCCAAUUGGAAAAUAAAAGAUGCUAAAUGGAGGCAGUGAUCAAACCAGAAAGCCAUUCAGGAGGGAUAAAUCAUUUAAGAGUGACUCUGUGUUAACCUGCAGUAAAUGAGAAGAGACCUUUGAUGUUGAGUCUGUGCACAUACACGGAUGGAUCACACAGCAGGCAGGUAACCCGGCCCGGGCACCGCAGCUCAUCACCCACAGCCCUGGGGAUCCUGUGUGUGCCCACACACACCUGUGGAAAUGAGCAGCAAUAUGACAGGCUCUGGUUUUAGUCUCUGUUUUGGGUUUAAUGCAGCAGGAGCUGGGAGAAGAAAUUAAACCACCAAGAAACCCAAAUCAAAAAAAUACCCCCCAUGAAACUGCACACCACUCACUCCCACCCAGCAACAGCCUUUCCUGCUCAGCGUGUCAGUCCACCUCCCCCCCCAAAACGUGAACAACAAAUCAACAAACUGUAUUUUUUCCCAUUCAGAAAAAAGUUAUGGUCGUUGAGGAAGAAUCACUGAUGGUUACAUACGUGCUUAGCCCAAUGCUGGCUCUGUCCUUGGUUUUAUGGACAGUGUUGAGAAAAUGUUGCAGAGCUCUGUUAGUUGUUGGGCUGCUAAUUCAUUUCUCGCUAACAAAGCCUUUAGUUGGGUGGGAUUUCAUCUUUUGUUUGCUGUAAUUCAUUGUUAGCUCUGUGAAUAUUAAUAGCACAAGGAGAAGGCCUUGCACACAGGCAUCCAGCCGCACAAGGAGUCAAUCAGGGGCUGACGUGCAGGUCUUCAUCGCUAUGCGCUGGGGCCUGUGCUGCGGCUGUCAGAUCUUCUUUUGAUGCUGAUUAACUUCAUCAGUAUAAUUGAUCAAGUUGUCUAGAGAAAAUGGGAGGCUAAACACUUCACACAGCAAUCGGCACGGCGCACCCAGAGCGCCGGCACCGUGCAGAAGGCACCGCGCGGCGGCUGUGGGGCAACCGCAAGGAGGUUCCUCUCGCCACCCUGUCCGUCUGUGACAAGGUCACGAAAUAAAGGGCCUGGAAGAGAACCAGAGAAGGGUCAGAAAUGCCUCUUGGCAAAGGCAGGAUGCUGGGCUGAGGGAUGCGGGUGUUUUCAAGACUGUCAUUUAAGAACCUCCAGAGUAACUCCAGCACUUCUCAGUAUUAUUCUGAAACCCUGUUGAGCUGUUUGACACAAGAGGCAGAGCUGUUCCAUCAAGGACUGAUCCCACAAAAUGCUCAUCAUCUUCAGUUCCCAUUAACUACUCUUGGAGAUGAAGAUAUUCAACACAUGGCAGGAUAAAACUCAUUAUCCUUCAAGGCUACACUACAAAUACUCAGUAAAUUGUGGUAUGCUAUUAAAUCCUGAUGAGAGGUAAAAUGCAGCUAGAAAAAAAAAAUAUAAUCAUGAAAGAG
Columba livia (rock pigeon) is the source of this 8846-nucleotide messenger RNA. RefSeq lists its product as uncharacterized. The record is from RefSeq and is a predicted model, not a curated record. Lineage: Eukaryota; Metazoa; Chordata; Aves; Columbiformes; Columbidae. The coding region runs from base 368 to 1591 and encodes 407 amino acids. The transcript has 13 exons.